Molecule: messenger RNA, 2406 nt
Organism: Biomphalaria glabrata
Lineage: Eukaryota; Metazoa; Mollusca; Gastropoda; Planorbidae
Product: cartilage matrix protein-like
Exons: 11
Coding region: 245-1612 (455 amino acids)
Source: RefSeq, a predicted model, not a curated record
UCAAAGAAAAUCACAUUAUGCAAUAACUGAUAAUCUAUCCUCCCAUACGAUUUCACCUAAAGACCCACACACAAACUCUAGUUUGUAAGACAGACCUAUAUAUAUAUGGUCAGUUCAGUCAGCUAUUACAAAGCGGGUUGUUUGUGAAGGAGCAUCUGGCGUUGAAUAUAGAUCUACGUCAAGAUUACUUCAAACAUUGCAAGCUUUUAAGUAAAGAAUCAUUGAGUGAUUUCACUUUAAUAAAAUGCUGUUUUUUCUGGCCAUUUCCUUAUUGUUAAAUCAGGUGACAGUCGCCGCAGACUAUCAUCAUGAAAGCGAUUUGCUUUCCAAGAGAGAUAACUUGCCUAAAAGCCCUGACGAUACAAUAGUGUGCAGACAAGAACCUCUUGAGCUCGGCAUUGUCCUAGACUCUUCUAGGUCCAUCAGGAAAACUGACUUUAAUAUAUGCAUCGACUUUCUGAAAGACUACCUGGAGGAAUUCGACAUCAGCAAAGACAACGUGAGAGUCGCCAUCAUUCUUUACGGGGACGGACUCUACACACAAGAUGCUUUCAACUUGACUACAUUCAACACAAAAGAAGACGUCAUCAGCGCUAUAGGGAGGAUCAACCAGGUAGAAGGCGGUCAAACUAAGACCGAUAUGGGUAUCAAUUACAUGCGUGAGGUCCAGUUGAAUGCUGCAGUGGUCAGACCAGGGGUCACCAGGAUAGGCCUGGUCAUUACUGACGGAGAUUCUUUUAAUAAAACUGCAACUGCGGAAGAAGCUAAGGCUGCCAGAAAGAGUGGGAUCCAAAUGUUUGCCGUUGGAGUUGGUUCUCAGGUUGGCCAAACGGAGCUACGCAAUAUUGCCGGUGACAUGUCCAGAGUCUCCAAAGUGGACAACUAUGGCCAGUUGAAAAACCUUAUCAAAAGCCUUGCAAACAGGACAUGUAUCAAAAUAGAUACAAAUACCACUCCACAACCCACCUCUAAAGCCACCUCACCAACCACUUCUAAAACCACACCACAAACCAGGACGACCAGAUCAACUAGAACAACCACUACAACCAUUUCUCCCAACCAUCAAGGCGAUGAGCCAAACUGUCAACAGAAUCCAACAGAUAUUUACUUUGUCUUCAGUCCUGCUGACUUAGGCAUUGAUAACACCAUUUGGACCACAGACUUCAUUUCUUCCACAGUCUCUACAGAGUACGUGAGAACACUUUUUAAGUAUGGCGUCAUAUCCGGUUCCUGCCCAGACGAUGAAGGUUUUAAUCUAGGCAGCUACACUACAGAAGUAGAGAUUAGAAAUCGAUUGAAAUCUUACGGUAUCAGCAAAUUACCCGCUCUCACAAAGCAACUAGCUACUUCUGGUUACACCACUGAGCGAGGAGCCAGAUCUCACGCCAGGAAAGUUGCCGUCUUGGUAGUAGGAGGGAAGAAGUCUGCAGAGUUAGUGUCAAAACAAGUGAAAACUUUGCUGGAUCAGGGCAUUGAGGUGUUUAUCGCUGACCCAACCAACUAUGGCGUUAAGAUCGAAGGAGCUACCACACUUAAAGGCCAGUCAUUGGCACAGGCUGAAGAACUCAUCUACUAUCUGUGUAACCCGUGUCAGCCCACUACAUCAAAGUAGAAAUCAAAAUAAAUUUUUUGUCAUGUGCGCAUCUUGGUGUGAAUCUGGAAUGGUGCGAUUGCGUUUUGAAAGAGAAACAAAUGGAAGCUGAAAAUGGAAGAAUCAUAGACAUAUAUUAGAUCUAGACUGGAAUCCGGAAAUAAAUUCUUAUCCGCGAUUGAUCGAUUCACUGCCCUAUACAUAUAUAGAUUUUUAUGUACGUAAACUCUUUUUAUUAGAGCCUGUCUAAUGGGAGUCGCCCCAAUCAAUCUUUUCUGUCUUAGAAAAGUAAUGAUCUUUAGUUUUCAAAGUUUAGAAAUAAUGCAAAAUCAUUUCUCGGAUAUUCACGCAAAUAUAUGAAACAAAGCCAUUUCCUGUUUGUUUCCAUUGAGAUAAUGUUUCAAAAAUCCUAGAUUGAAAUAAUUCAUGUUGAUUUUAAUCAUCUUAUGUACAUUUAAAUAGAUUGAUUACCUAGAUCUUUCUAGAUUAUGUAUCUAAAAAUUGCAAAAUAAUAAUUAUGAAACGAGAGUACUCUUAUUUUUGAUGUUCAAUUACUAGAUCUAGAUCUAGAAAUUAAAUUAUAUGUUACAUAGGUUAGGGUUGAAAAAAAAAACUUUACUUCUUUUAACUACUUUACAAAACAACGCCUUGAUCCUACUUUCUAAAAAAUUUUCACAUUUUUUGUUGCGUUAAAAAAUCUCCAUGUCCAGUCUAGAUCUAGUAUAUAUAUAAGUCUAUGGGAUGAAUAAAAACAAAAUAGUGUUUUGAUUGUUUACUUUUCUUAAAUUUAGAUUAAAUUAUUUAUAAAACUGUGA